Messenger RNA from Clonostachys rhizophaga, 918 nucleotides. Lineage: Eukaryota; Fungi; Ascomycota; Sordariomycetes; Hypocreales; Bionectriaceae. The record is from the annotation of a GenBank genome assembly.
AUGGAAACUUUCAAAAUUAACGAACCAUACCUCGACCUGAGAUGCGGGCUUUCCGAGGGCCCGUUCUGGGAGCGUGAGGACAAUGUCCUCCGGUUUGUUGAUAUCGUAAACAAGAAGGUCUAUCGGGUGAAUCUAGAGCAAGGACCCUCUUCUCUCAAAGAGAUCUCAUAUGACGAUUCCGUCUCGGUCACUGCAGAGCUUGAAGGGGCAAAGGAUAGUUUUCUCUUUGGCGGUAAAUAUGGCAUCGGAUUCGACAAGAAAUCGGGCGGGGAGCCCAAGAUCCUCCAGAGAUACUGGUCGGAAGAAGAGGAGAAGGACGGGAAGCCUAAGAAGAUGAGGGCCAACGACGGGGCCGUUGAUAGCAAGGGCCGUUUCUGGGUCAGCGCGAUAUGCGAUCCCGCAGAGACUACCUUCAAGCCGGAGGGGGCUCUGUUCAGGCUGGACCCAGACGGACAGUUCCACCGCAUAUUAAAUGGUGUCACUAUUGGUAAUGGUAUCAGCUGGUCAGAAGAUGAGAAGAUCAUGUACUUCACAGACACUGGUGACAGGAGCAUAUUUGCCUACGAUUUCGACAAGGAAACUGGCAACAUAUCUAACAAAAGAGUGUUCUUCCUCGCCGAGGAGGGUACAGGGCCAGACGGCCACACCCGAGACGAGGCCGGAAACUUCUGGAUUGCGCUCUGGGGCUCCUGGAAGGUUAUCCGUGUCUCGCCCGAGGGCGAAAUCACCGGCGAGGUUCAUGUUCCAACUCGAUGCCCAACGGCUGUUGCCUUUGCCUGCGAGGACAUCUACAUCACAAGCGAGUCUGAGCAUGAGCCGGAGAAGUACCCAGAGUCGGUCAAGUACUCUGGCAGCAUCUUCAGGUGUCAUGUUGGAACGCGCGGGAAGCCGACAGUUGCUGCUAAACUCAAAGUUUGA